CGCUCUGGUCCGUCUACCAUACACGUUCGGCUUUGGUCCGUUUGCUAAGCUGUCCGUAGUGAAACAAGAAGGUUUUUCUCAACUGCUAGUGUCGCCCAAACCUACCGUGAAACUAGCUUACUCUCAACGUGGAAGAAGUUUAUAAAUCCACAUUACCUACUGGAGUUUAAAUCGGCAACGUUAGACGAACCGCUGUUGCCGACGUUGUUUAUAGAGAGCACGAAGAAUUCCCAUUAUACGGUAGCAAGAAAUUGACGCUUUACGUCUUUGAACGAGGGUGCGACUCAGCUAGAACAAGCUGUUCUACUAAGAUUUAUCAAUGGACGCGGUUGUGCAGUUUACCAGCCAAAGUCAAGGAAGGGACCGUAUAUUCAGAGCAACUCAAUAUGCAUGUGCACUGUCGGUUUAUUUACUUCGGAACAACUCCGAAAGAAAGGACCUUGUGGCGAAACUCAAAAGUCUGGAAACCAACAUGAGCGCUGGAAGAAAACUGUUCAGGCUGGGGAACACAAUAAAUUCCAUUGAGGCUGCUAAGCGAACCAUGCAACUCUCUGACCGAGUGCUGAGCCUCUGCCUUACUGCGGCCAACGCCAACCGCGCCCUCUACUUUAUCUGUGACAAUGUACUUUGGGCCAGAAAUGUCGGUCUUAUCCGCGAUAUCGACAAGGAACGCUGGAGUCUGAAUGCCUCUCGAUGCUAUUUCCUCUCGCUAGUAACAAGUCUGACCAGAGAUGUUUAUGAAGUCAUCCAGUUAAUGGCACAGAAAGCAAGAGACAGACACUUUAGACAGAAAAUGGAGCUGCAUCUCAAUGAGAGUCCUGAAGUGGCCGAAGCAGUCAUCCCUCAGCUGGAUGCGUUUCUCUUUCUGCUGUUAGAGAGCCUGAGAUCACAUCCUGCUGUUGCCUUGGACAUGCUUAAAAAUGUAUGUGAUCUCUUCAUUCCCCUUGAUAGGUUGGGUAUAUACCAAUUAAACGCAGGAGUGGUAGGAUUUUGUGGUUUGUUAUCUUCAGUGAUUGGGAUUGUAACCCUUGCACAGCCCAAGUUAAGACUCAGACCCUGAUAAGAAGGGUAGAGUUAAUCCUGCUGACUAACUGCAGAUAAAAGGAUUUAUCCUGACAGGAUGUAGUGUGUCUACCUGAAGCUGUAAUGGUGGACUAACGUAGACCUGGUGCACAUUGAGAUUAGGGCACAAUUUGUAACAUUUAAAUCAGGCCAGCAGCAACAACUGAUGGCAUGACUGGAUUUGAUUUUUUUGUCAUGGAUUCUUGAUUAACAAAAUGACUAAACAUUGAAUGGGGAACUGGUGAAGUUUAAAACUCUGGUAUGAAAGGAAUACAAAUCAAGUUAACAUAGAAUUAAAAGAGCCAAGGCUUAACUUGUGUGCAUUCCUUUCUUCUCCAGCACUGCGUGUAACACCAGUUUUCUUACUACUGUACUUUCAAAAAAGGGCUCUUUACUGAUGCACAUAUCUCUUAGAAAAAGUAAACUGUUUACCACUCUAUGUCCACUGUCUUUAUCUUUUCUCCAUUUGUGAUAAGAUGCUGCUAAAAUGUUUACCUCAAUGUGAUAGUGAUAAACUGCUUCUCGGCCAAACGUGCUUCCAGAGGGGAAAAAGCAGCUGAGAGAUUUCAGGGGAUAGGAUUCUCUCACAGUAGACAUCUUGUCUUGUCAUUGUAGGAAAAGCACAGAAUUACCAAUAACACAAACAAUGGCUAUGUUCUAAUUUGUCUUCUGUGAAAAAGUAUUUUAUCUCACCUGUUAGGACUCAGACAGCAGAAUGAAUGUCACUCAUGACCUGUAUGUCAAUUUAAAAUGUAAAUUAUUGAUAUCAAUACAAUUGGUGUUAUAUUUGAAUGAGUAGAGACACUCGAUAAUGUGAUAACAAUAAUAUUCUUAAUAUAUUGUUUAGUACGCUUGUGUAUAUAUGUUAUUAAAAUCUUUGAUUAAAACAAGUGCGGAGGAUAAAGUAGAGACCUCCAACUCCCUCUAGAAAAUAGCUAAUAUUAGACUUCAGUUCUAAAAGCUGCGAGUGAGAUUUACAAUGACAUGAAGUUUGUUUCAUUCCAGGGGACCUAAUGUUUUUACUGUCACACUUGAUUUCAAAGGUUAAUAAAUACUAUAAAAACA
This is a messenger RNA of Gymnodraco acuticeps, 2127 nucleotides long. It is a transcript of the gene pex11a, whose product is annotated as peroxisomal biogenesis factor 11 alpha. Bases 320 to 1060 code for a protein of 246 amino acids. The record is from RefSeq and is a predicted model, not a curated record. Gene Ontology annotation, biological process: peroxisome fission; regulation of peroxisome size. Gene Ontology annotation, cellular component: peroxisomal membrane. Lineage: Eukaryota; Metazoa; Chordata; Actinopteri; Perciformes; Bathydraconidae. The transcript has 4 exons.